This is a messenger RNA of Suillus plorans, 1625 nucleotides long. RefSeq lists its product as uncharacterized. The transcript is spliced from 6 exons. The record is from RefSeq and is a predicted model, not a curated record. Lineage: Eukaryota; Fungi; Basidiomycota; Agaricomycetes; Boletales; Suillaceae. Bases 324 to 1289 code for a protein of 321 amino acids.
AAUGUUGCUCCUCACCGAAUCAACUUUGUUUUUCCUUAAUCUUACUUCCAGUAUCAAUGCGACCACUCAGAAACUCGCAUUAGGUGGCCGAGUGACCAACUGGGUUUCAGGAGUCAAGCUCGGAAAGUCGGAACCAUCAUCCCGUACAUCCAGCAUUUCGACUCGAGAGCCUCCCUCUACUAUCUUUUCACACAACACUGCUUCCUCUGCAGCAACUUCGGCCACUCAGCCCCCGACUCCGAUUCCUGCGGCUCAAACCAAACACGUGGCUGACAAUGUCCUUACUGGUGCCUUUGGAGAUGAAAUUGGUGAUUCGUUGGAGUAUGAGGCUACUUGCGCAGAGGAGAAGCAAGACAAAGGGAAAACUAAGGUCGUCUCAGUAUUUGAUGAAAACUCCGACUUUGAUGAGCCUCAGCCUAGGGCUCCGUUCACAUGAGGUGUCAGAGGCUGAGGCUGUGGUGUCCAAUUGGUCUAUGGAAGUUGAAGGCGUCGACGACCCGAUCAUGUGUGCUGAUGAAUCGUCUCAGCCUGAACCUAUUGUGGUGAAAAAGGAGAAGGUUUCACGUACAACAACCUCGACGUCUGUCACCACUUCUGUUGCUGACAGCGCUGAUAGUCAGCCUCCUGCUCAAAAAAAGCCCAAGAUCGAGCCUUCUGCUGCACGUGUUCGCGGUGUACCUGCCAAGCUCAAACGCCAACAAAAUGUGCCGGUGGACACUACGCCGGAGCACAUGAAAGCACGUGGCGCCUAUCGUACAGUUGACUUACCUGCAGCCAUGCAAGCAGACCAGCGCUGGACGAAGAGAUAUCUCCCUACCAUAAUGCUGUGGGCUGGAAGUUAUGAAGACAUCUGGGUUAUCCCAGACGAGGUUCUUCUCCAUCACGCUCAGCUUAUUUUCGACGCAGUAUACAAAGAUCUUAAUAUUUUCCUCGUUCACAAUGGUGUGGUACAUUCGCUUACUGCACAGCGCAUCUCAGAAUGGCGCAGUAAUUUUGGCUCAACAGCCAUAGCCAUUAUCAUGGACUUUAUGACACGUAAUUCCGAAUUCGCUCCUAGCGAUCUGGCAACGUCCCUUGUCCACGAUUGGGCCUUCUUAUAUGAGAACCCUGAUAGUCCAUCUCCUCUCACAGCUUACCGCUCUCCCUUCAUCUUACAGCUGCUUGGCACGGCACACCUCAACGCCGUCAAAGGGUAUGUGGAGGUUCCCUCCUUCGACAUGCAUGAGCUUGUGACGAGCGGGAUGUCACGGGUUCUCGCCCUCUCUGCUGUAGCGGUGAGUUCAAUUUAAAAUGGCUUAUUCGGCACUGAUUUUUUUUUAAGAUCGAGCGUGCCCUUGGGUUGUUCAAAAAUGAACAACUCGAGGUUCAGGAUGUGUUGUCCGCAUCACGCAGCAAAGUGGCCAUCAAACUACCGAAGGUUCUCAAUAAAUUGACGGGGAAACCAUUUUCAUUUUCGGCGACUCUCUGGUCCAAGCCAACCAAGGCGUUUAUCAAGUCGAUUUUGAGCAAGCCUGCUGGGUAUGUGGAGGCCACCAUAGAAAUGGCACGCACUACAGUAAAUGACGCCACUGAUACGCCGUCGAGCUUGCUCGACGAUGAGGAGUCGGACGAGGAUGAGCGAGCUA